Messenger RNA from Letharia columbiana, 762 nucleotides. RefSeq lists its product as uncharacterized. The coding region runs from base 1 to 762 and encodes 253 amino acids. The transcript has 2 exons. Gene Ontology annotation, cellular component: endoplasmic reticulum membrane; COPII-coated ER to Golgi transport vesicle; Golgi membrane. NCBI's taxonomy places the organism in Eukaryota, Fungi, Ascomycota, Lecanoromycetes, Lecanorales, Parmeliaceae. The record is from RefSeq and is a predicted model, not a curated record. Gene Ontology annotation, molecular function: COPII receptor activity. Gene Ontology annotation, biological process: endoplasmic reticulum to Golgi vesicle-mediated transport.
AUGUGGAUACUCCCUCUUGUCGGUUAUACAGGAGUGUUGCUCGGCUUUGGCUUCCUUACCCUUGCCAUAGCCAGCGGACUUUACUACCUUUCCGAACUGGUAGAAGAGCACACCGUCUUCGCCCGCAAACUCCUCACGCGCCUCAUCUACGCCAUCAUCGCCAUCCAGACCCUCCUGACCCUGAUCGACCGCUUCCCCCUUGUCCUCUCCCUCGUGAGCAUAGCCAGCCAUGGCGUCUACAUGGGCAACCUGCGCCAUUUCCCCAUUGUCAAACUGACCGAUCCCGUCUUCAUCCUUUCCUGCGGCAAGCUGCCCCGAGACCCGCGGCCCCUGUCCGAGUGCGUCGAAUUGACGGAAUACUUAGUCCUCGUCCUCGCCAACCACUUCCUCUGGUUCCGCCACUUCUCUACUCCCCCGUCGCCCUCUUCAUCGUCUCGCUAUCCAUCAUCCAUCUACGACCGUCCCGAGAUGCCCACCUUCACCGAAAUCGCGUCCUACUUCGGUAUCUGUGUCUGGCUAGUCCCGUUCGCCCUCUUCGUCUCGCUAAGCGCGGGUGAGAACGUGCUCCCGAGUAUGGGCAGUGAGUACGCCACUGGGGGCAGUCUAGGCACAAGCGAAGGGAGCUUGGGCGGCGGUGGCGAUGGGAGAACCAGGAGGAAAAAGGGGUUGGUGAAAGCUGCGGUCGAUUGGGUCGUUGAGUGGGUUGGAGAAACUGGAGGAUUACUAGGACUUUGGAGGGGAGACAAAAUCAGGAAAUUCUAG